Messenger RNA from Solanum verrucosum, 7211 nucleotides. RefSeq lists its product as uncharacterized. The coding region runs from base 302 to 6748 and encodes 2148 amino acids. The record is from RefSeq and is a predicted model, not a curated record. NCBI's taxonomy places the organism in Eukaryota, Viridiplantae, Streptophyta, Magnoliopsida, Solanales, Solanaceae. The transcript is spliced from 14 exons.
UGAUUUCAGUAAUUUUUCACUUCCUUCACUUUAAUAUCUUUCUUUGUUCGUUAAAGGGUUGUGGAGGUUUCAGGCGGAGAGAUUUCUUCUUCCGGCGACGUCGUUUAGGUGUUGUUGUGUGGUUGGAUUAUCGAGGAUUUAGGGUUAGGGUUUGUGGAUUUGGGAGUUGUUGAGUGAAACCCUAGAUGUUAUGAAGCAUCGAGUAGCCGUAUCGUUGGGGUUGAGUUGAUCGACGGUCGAGAUCUCGUCACCGGAUGGAGGGAGGUAGCGUCUCUACACUUACUUAUUCUGGGAUAUACAGAUGGAUUACAAUGACAAUGAUUAUCAAAGUCAUUUAGCUGGUGAAGAUAGCUCCAAAGUUUCCUCUGUUUUGCAUCCCUAUGCUCUUCCCAAGUUCGAUUUUGACGAUAGUCUUCAGGGGCAUUUAAGAUUUGACAGCUUAGUUGAAAACGAGGUUUUCCUUGGUAUCCCCACUCAGGAAGACAAUCAUUGGAUUGAGGAUUUUUCUCGGGGAAGUAGUGGAAUAGAGUUCAGUUCAAGUGCUACCGAUUCUUGCUCCAUACCAAGACGUAAUAAUGUCUGGUCUGAGGCAACAUCAACAGAAUCUGUUGAAAUGUUAUUGAAAUCGGUUGGUCAGGAAGAAAUGGUUCCAGGGGACACUAUUAUUGAGGAGUCAGAUGCUGGAAAUGAAUUGGGUUGCUUAAUCCAGCCAGCAGAAUCUAGUUUGAAGUUGCAUGAUAAAAGAGAUGAUGUUAAAGACUCCAGCUCAGCAGCACCAGCGGAUGAGUCAGUUGAGUUUAGUGGUUCGUUUUCUAGGUGUGAGAGAACAAAGAUAGAAGGCAUUCAUAUUGUAUGUGCUCCAGAAAGGCAGGAGGUGGAACCUAUUGCUGAUGGAUGUUCUGACAUUGCUGGUGAGAGAUAUUCUGGUUUUAAUACUGAGGAAAAGUUACAGACUGAAAUAAAAAGCAUUGAUGAAAAUUUAGGGGAAGUUAAGACAUCACUAAGUGAAUCUCUACCCGAUAAUUCUAAUAGGCAACCAUCCAUUCCUGUAACUGAAAGUGCAAUUAAGGAGUGCCUUACAGAUUCUCUUUCUGCGAGUAUCGAGAUUUUGGCUAGUCAGCAUAAUUCAACCGACUGUGAUAGUGGGAAUACAAGUGGUCUACCAAGUGAACAUCACAAACCAGUAGAGAAACACAUAUCUGUCAGCAAAGAGUUGAGUUUGGGUGAUGGAAAGAUGCGUGGAUGUGCAACCAGAAUGAUUAAAUCAGAGGAACCUCAUGUGCAGAGGAACGAAUGCAGUCUUACUACUGAGGGAUGCAACGAAGAUGCUUCUUAUGUUGAACAUGCUGAAGCGGUUUUCUCAAAAGGCUUGAAAGAUAAACUACUGGCUGAAGGUAAUAACAUACCAUGUGAGAAUGAGGAGGCGUCUGUAAGUCAGAAUUGCUUAGAUACAAGAGACACUAAGGAUCAAGAAGGCAGCUCCAAGGGUCAGACAGAGAAGGUCUCUGCAAUGCAGAUGUCAGAUGGACUGACUACUUCUACUGAGAAAGAGGAGAAUAAUCUGGACGGUCAUUCCCCACUUAAUCUUGGCACUUCAGAGGCAUGUACAGUAUCAGAGAUCUCCGAGCCGUCAAAACAGAAUAAUGGUAAUGGUAUCUAUGCUCUAGAAGGUCCGAAUAAUAUACAAGAGACAUCUGUUUCUGCUGAACUCGUGGAGAGGCCAGUAUCUGAGAAUUUAGAAACUGGAAAUGAUGCUGAUAGGGUCUCCGAAGGAUAUGCAUGUGCUGGAGACCACAUCUCCUUGUCUGUGCCUACUGGAUCCAUGGACAUAUGUAGGGAAACCUUCUCCCAUGUGGUUGAUGUUGAUACUACUAAUGUGGAUGUCUCUGGUGGUAAGGAUAAGGAGGAAGUGCUGCCUGUAGAAACUGAGAUGGUGAGAUCUUGUGUGCGUGACCAUGAGGUUAGAUCCUCUGUGGCAGGAGAAUCUGAACAAAUCUCUGACCAAGGUCAUGGAUCGCAAUUUGAAUCUUCCACAUUGAAUAAUCAAGCAUCAGAUGUUGGUUUUGACGGUAGGAACUUAAUCUUAGGUGGUGACCCAGUGAGUGGUCCGCCGCUUUCUGGUAGUGGUGCGAUUGCAACUGAAAUAGUUGAUCAUGAUGAAAAGCUGAAGCCAGUGUCAGUAAUGGGAGGGUCAGGUCAUUUUGCAGGAAAGAAAGAAAUGGAAGCUGUUCUCAGCGGGGAAGCAGAAGUGUCAACACUGAAGGAGUCUUCUGAGGGGGCAGGCCAGCUAGGUCCCCUUUCCAACGAUGGAAAAGAUGCAUCUGGUGACUGCCAUAUGGAAAUAAAACCUAUGCUUGUUGAUCAGGAUGUUCUUAUUCAGGAUAAUUCCGAUUCAGCAAGCCACAUUGAGCAAGCAGCAAGUGCUGAAGCAAAUAUUGAGGGUCCUGGUGCUAGAGCUGAGGCAGCGCCUAUUGCAAAGAAUCAGGAGAUGAAAGUAGAAACAGUGAAGUUGGGAGAAGUUGGAGUUGAGGGUAGUUCAGAUGUUAUUGGUGGACUUAAACAUGAUUCCACUUCUGUCCUAAAGUAUACUGCACUUUCACCAAGUGAAAAGAAAACGACUCCGAGUAGAAGUAGAGCUGUAGUUGAGAAGGUUGCUCCCCUUGUCGAUACAACUGAAAUUGGUGGUAUAGCGCUGUCCACCUCCAUAAUUUCAGGAGAAAAAGCUUCCACUAAAACAGAUAGGAGCUUUACUUUUGAUGUAAGUCCAUUGGCUUCUGGUAGUGCCAAGGGAGAAGCUGACAAAUCAAUCACCAGUACUCAAGCCUGCCAACCAACUGAGUUGAAGGCUGGGGAUAGACUGCAUUUGACAUCUGGCAGCAAGCAAACUGAUACUAAGAUCAUGCAGAAAAUUUCUCAUGGUAGUCCCCUGGUACCUGAUAAAGGGACUCCGUCUGGGGGUGCUAAGGGUGAUCGUAAGGGAAGACGUGGCUCAGGGAAAUCAGGUAAAGAAAACCCUAGAAAGGGAAGCCAAUUGAAGGAGAUAAACUCAUCGAAGCAGUUGGAUAGAGGAGACAAUUCUUGUGGUCAGUUUAGUCCCUCUGUGGCUGUGCAAAAAAAUCAAUUUGAAACUGGAACUGGAACUGGAACUGGAACUGCUGAGCGCAAUAUUACAAAGUCCAGCGGGGUUGUUUCCUUUCCAACUUCAAGUUUACCUGAUUUAAACACUUCUUCUGCAUCCAUAUUGUUUCAUCAGCCUUUCACAGAUCUACAACAAGUGCAACUGCGAGCUCAAAUUUUUGUCUAUGGGUCUCUGAUACAAGGUACAGCACCGGAAGAAGCUUGUAUGGUUUCAGCUUUUGGGACAGCUGAUGGAUGCAGAAGUCUUUGGGACCCUGCAUGGCGUGCUUGUGUUGAAAGGAUUCAUGGACAGAGAUCUCGCUCUGGAAACAAUGAAACUCCAUCUCAUCCACGUUCAGGUCCCAGAACUCCAGAUCAAGCAAACAAACAGGCCGUGCAUCAAAAUAAGGUUACUACUUCGGCAGCCGGGCGAGCAGGCGGCAAGGCUUCCAAUUCACCUGCUGUUAGUCCUAUGAUACCACUUUCGUCCCCUCUUUGGAAUAUGGCUACCCCAUCCCGUGAUGGGCUAUCGUCCGCUAGAGGAGCCCAGAUUGAUUAUAAGGCACUUCCUUCUAUGCAUCCCUAUCAGACUCCCCCAGCACGAAAUUUUGUGGGGCACACUGCCUCUUGGCUACCACAUGCCCCUUUUCCUGGUCCCUGGGUUGCUUCUCCACAAAAUUCUCCAUUUGAUAUUAGUGCACGGCCUCCUGCAUUGCCUGUUACAGAGUCUGUGAAAUUAACCCCGGUAAAGGAGUCAUCCUUAUCCAUUUCUGCUGGUGCAAAGCAUGCACCACCUGGUUCGGUGGCUCAUGCUGGGGAUAGUGGUAUCCAGUCUGGAGCUUCUCCGCAUGACAACAAGAAGGCCCCAGUGUUGCCUGCUCAGUGUUCAGCUGAUCAGAAAUCCAGAAAGAGAAAAAAGGCAUCUGGUACUGAGGAUCGUACCCAAAAAUCUAAGCUUGGCACCUCUUUUGAAUCAGUUACUGCCCCUGUCAUUUGUACUCAGUUAUCAAAUAAGGCUCCUGCAUCUGAUGACUUUGGCCAGUUAUCAUCAGUUGCUGUUGCACCAUUGGUUGCUCAUAGCCAGACAGGACCUACAUCUGUUCCCAUAAUUGGGGGCCAUUUUUCUACAUCAGUUGUCAUCGAACCACCUUCUAGCUCUGCACCUAAAAACAAUUCUGAUAUACCAAUCACCUCCGCCCCAUCUUCCACUGAGCUCUCUAAGAGAGAGCUUGAUUUAGGAAAAAAGACUCCAACUUUGGAAUACUUGAGCAAAGUUGAGGAGGCUAAGCUGCAGGCAGAGGAGGCUGCUGCAAAUGCUACUGCUGCAGUCAGUCACUGCCAAGAUGUGUGGAGCCAGUUAGACAAGCACAAACACUCUGACUUGACAUCAGCUGUUGAGGUUAAGCUGACAUCUGCUGCCAUUGCUGUAGCAGCUGCUACUUCUGUUGCAAAGGCCGCAGCUGCGGCUGCUAAGCUUGCAUUAAAUGCUGCAUUGCAAGCUAAACUGAUGGCGGAUGAGGCAAUGAAAUCAUUUGGUGCGAGUAAUCCUUCUCAAACCCAUUCCGCCUCCUUCCCUAAUAUUGUGAACAACUUGGGGAGUGCCACCCCUUCUUCUGUACUGAAAAGUCAGGAUGUUGACAAUGGUUCUAGUUCAAUUAUAUAUGCGGCUAGGGAGGCAUCGAGGAGAAGGAUCGAAGCAGCUUCAGCUGCAUCAAGACAUGCUGAGAAUUUGGAUGCUAUAGUCAAGGCUGCGGAACUGGCAGCUGAAGCUGUGUCACAUGCUGGGAAAGUUGUUGCGUUAGUUGAUCCUUUGCCUCUGACUCAAUUAGUGGAAGGUGGUCCAGAUAGCUACUGGAAAGUUUCCCAAACACUCUCUGGGCAGGGUGUCAAGCCUAACAAGGUAAAUGGGGAUGAAUCAGGUAUUCCCAAUGACGAAAAGACUCCUGGCAUCUUUUCCAAGCAAUCUGAGGGUCCAUCUGUUGAAGAGAUGCAUCACAUGGUUCCUGCUUGCCAGACUACUAGUGUAUCUGGUAAUAUCAUAGAGGACAACAUGAGGAAUGAUGAAGUUAUUCAAACUCCCGUUACAGGUGUUGAAAAAGAUGUAAGAAGAGCAAAGGGUCAUAGUAUGCCAGAGGUGAGUAAGACUGUCGGCGUAGCUGCUGAGUCAUCCCAUGAUCUGGUUGAAGCAUGUGGAGAUGUGGCAAGCUCCAGGAUGCAAGAGGGUUCCCUCGUGGAGGUUUUUAAAGAUAGUGAUGAUGGUAAAAGAGCCUGGUACUCAGCCAAAGUGUUGACUUUAAAGAACGGAAAAGCUCUUGUUUGUUUCACCGACCACCAGUCUGAUGAAGGGCUUGAACAGUUUAAGGACUGGGUACCUCUAGAUGCUGGAAGUGAUGAACCACCAAGAAUACGUCCUGCGCAUCCGGUGACUGCUCUGCAAGGAGGAAAAAAGAGACGAAGAGCAGUUGUUAAGGAGCAUACAUGGUAUGUUGGAGAUAGAGUUGAUGCAUGGAUCGACUACCGCUGGCGAGAGGGUGUCAUUGCUGAGAAGAACAAAAGGGACGAGACUACAUUUAGUGUCAACUUUCCAGCUUAUGGAGAUACUGCAGUUGUCAGAGCAUGGCAUCUCCGACCAAGCCUUGUAUGGAAAGAUGGAGAGUGGGUUGAAUGGUCCAGGUCAAGACAUGACUUCUUGUCCCAGGGUGAUACACCUAAGGAGAAGCGAGUGAAGCUGGGCAAUCCGGCUAGUGAGGAUACUGGAAAUGAUGAUCUGUCAAAAAAAAUGGAACCACUGGUGCCAGUGGCAAACGAAUCAGCAACAUUGCCUCCUUUGUCUGUCACUGAAAAAACAUUUAAUAUUGGUAGUAACAAAGAUGACAGUAAGCCCAGUACACUUCGAACAAUGAGGUCUGGUUUGCACAAAGAGGGAUCAAAAGUCUUUGGUGUUCCUAAGCCAGGAAAGAAAAGGAAGUUUAUGGAAGUAAGCAAGCAUUAUGUUUCAGACAGAGCAACUAAGAGUAAUGCGGCACCGACACAUGGUUCAGCCAAGUUCACAAAAUAUUUGAUGCCUCAAGCAACGGGCACUGGUGGAUGGAAGACCAAUUCUAGAACUGAUCUGAAGGAGAAACAACAAAUGAUUGAAGCUCGACGGAAACUUCCUAAACCAAGUAAGCCUCCUAGUUCAGCUAGAACUUUGAAGGAUAAUAGUAUUACAUCCACUGGAGAUGCUAGUGGAGCUGACCACACGGUAGGUGAUGCAAUUGAGGAUGCGAAGCAUGAAGCACAACAGCCUGAUGUGGGCAAUUUGGUGUCAAAUGCGGAAGAAGGGGCUGAAGGUCCUUUGAAAUUUCGUUCAGAGGCUCUUCCCACCAACAUCCCAAAGAAAGCUUCCACAUCAUCUAACAGAGGGGAAGGCAUGAAGAAGAGAAUCCCCAUAUCCAAUUUGAAGUCGAGCAAAAUUGAAGUAAAGGACAAAAUGAUGCCUGAAGUCAAUGAACCCCGCAGAUCAAACCGAAAGAUUCAACCAACAUCAAGGUUAUUGGAGGGUCUACAAAGCUCGUUGAUUAUCUCUAAGCUUCCAUCUGUUUCACAUGAUAAAAGUAGCAGAAGUCAGAGCAGGGGUGCAUCAAGGUAAGUUUUGAAAUAUCUCCCAUUUUUUAGGUCCCCCCGCUUCCCAGUUAUCCGGUCAAAGACAUUCACAUCCGAGUUCUUUCACCAAUUGUUUGCCUCUUCAGUAUGUUAGCUAGACCAUUGGAAAGCAGGGUUAGGCUUUUGUAAAAUUGCUAUUUUUUCCUGCAGGUAAUAAGUAAAGGGGGAGAGUGCUUUCAAAUGUUUCUGCUCAGCCCGGGUUAUCAUCAAGAUGAUCAGGAUGCCUAGUGUUUGAUGUUUUCCUGUACAUUUAAUUAUAGAGUUGAAAAUUGGGAAAGGGAAGUUCUCACUUCCUGGCUGUAAAAUUUAGGCAUUAGAUGUUCAUAAUGAUUUAGUCCUUUACAGAAUUUGUGAAGGACUGUUCUAGCCGGAGUAGGUUGUAAAUGGGAUUGUCGAUGUCAGCUUUUAAAAAUUGCUAGAGUUAUUCUGAAACAAUCUUAAUCUUCGAA